AUGACGCACACUCCUAUGCGGUAUCUGUCGACACGAGGCGGCGACGAGCGGCUCACGUUCGAACAGGUCAGUUGGUCGUUCCUGGCGAUUUGCCCGAUGUCUGGGCGAGGGUCGGGCGCAGUGGCAGCUUGCAGAAGCAACGGAAUAUGAUACCGUAAUCCAUCGAGACGAUGCCCCGGUUGUCGUUGCACCGGCUGCUUCGUCGUGGAAGCUGGAACGAUGAGCCUCCUCGUCCGGCCCCAAACCCCAGCUCAGCUUAGCUCAGCUUGAUGAGCCUCUUACACCCUUCAGAUUCAUGCUGACCAGCUCCGAUUGUACCACAGACCGUCUUGACAGGUUUGGCACCCAACGGAGGUCUCUACAUCCCCGAGCACCUGCCGCAACUGCCCGAGAACUGGGAAUCCGACUGGGCCGAGCUGCCCUUCACCGAGCUCGCUCUCAACAUCCUUUCCCUCUUUGUCGACGCCGACGAGAUCCCGCGAGAGGACCUCAAGCGACUCAUUGAACGAUCGUACGCCACCUUCCGCCACCCCGACAUCGCCCCGCUGCACCAGACCGGUGAGCGUGAAUACGUGCUCGAACUCUUCCACGGCCCAACCUUCGCCUUCAAGGAUGUGGCGCUCCAAUUUCUCGGCAACCUGUUCGAGUACUUUUUGCAACGCAAGAACGAGGGCAAGAACGACGCCGAGAGGGAACGUCUGACCGUCGUCGGUGCGACGUCCGGUGACACCGGCUCGGCCGCCAUCUACGGUCUGCGAUCCAAGCAGGACAUCUCCAUCUUCAUCCUCCACCCCAAGGGGCGAGUGUCCCCCAUCCAGGAAGCGCAGAUGACGACCGUCACCGACGCCAACGUCUUCAACUUGGCCGUCGAGGGCACCUUCGACGACUGCCAGGACAUCGUAAAGGCGCUCUUCUCGGACGCCGAGUUCAACGCCGAGUACCGUCUCGGUGCGAUCAACUCGAUCAACUGGGCGCGCAUCCUCGCGCAGAUCGUCUACUACUUCUCUUCCUACUUUGCCGCGCGCAAGUUGAUCGGCCCCGAGGCCAAGGUCCAAUUCGCGGUCCCGACGGGCAACUUUGGUGACGUUCUGGCUGGGUACUACGCCAAGCGAUUGGGCCUGCCGUCGCAGCAGUUGGUCGUCGCGACCAACGCGAACGACAUCUUGACCCGCUUCUGGAAAACGGGCCGAUACGAAAAAGCCGAUCCGUCAACUUCCGAGGCUCAGGUUGCUCAAACUGAGGUCGUCAAUGGCUCGACCGAUGGCAAGCAAGCUGCCGCCGCCGUCGCUGAGACCCUGUCCCCAGCGAUGGACAUCCUCGUCUCGUCCAACUUUGAGCGUCUCUUAUUCUACCUCGCAUUGGAAGGGUGCACCGCUUCCGCCGUCGCCAAGGACGGUGAAGUCGACGGUGGACAGAGGGCAAAGGUCCGAUUGGCGGCUCAACAUGUCGCCGAGUGGAUGGACAAGCUCAAGACUGAAGGGAGGGUCGUCGUGCCUGAUGAGGCGGUCAAGAUCGCCCGUAGGGAUAUGAUCGCAGAACGGUGUUCGGAUGAGCAGGUGAUUAAUUUGUCACUCAUUGGUAUCAUAUAAUUGACUCUGUAUGCUGAUCUCUCGUGUCCCUUCAGACGACCGCGACGAUCCAACAAUACUUUACGAACGGAGACAAGUUCGGAUCCUACGUUGCGGACCCGCAUACCGCCGUUGGGCUUUACGUCGCCAACAAGGUCGCCAAGACAAAGUCAGCACACAGCUCACGCCUUGAUAAAGUUUCCAGGAGCUGAUCAGUGUGCGCUCUCUCUCUCUCUUGAACAGUCCUUCCGAUGUCGUCCAGAUCGUGCUUUCGACGGCCCACCCGGCCAAAUUCAACGCCGCCGUCGCCGACGCCCUCCGAUCGCAGCCCUCGUUCGACUUCAAGCGCGAUGUUCUGCCCAAGGAAUUCGAGGGUCUCUUGGAGAAGGAGAGGAGGGUCAUCGACGUCAAGGGGACCAAGCAGGCCGUGCAGGACGUCGUCAUUGAGCAGGUCAAGAAGCUGAGGUCCGUGGGGGGGAGUGAGGUUGCCACGACGGCGGAGAACGGCGCGAGUUUGUAG
Messenger RNA from Microbotryum saponariae, 2088 nucleotides. The record is from the annotation of a GenBank genome assembly. Lineage: Eukaryota; Fungi; Basidiomycota; Microbotryomycetes; Microbotryales; Microbotryaceae.